Messenger RNA from Harpegnathos saltator (Jerdon's jumping ant), 5210 nucleotides. RefSeq names its product LIM domain kinase 1 (gene LIMK1). NCBI's taxonomy places the organism in Eukaryota, Metazoa, Arthropoda, Insecta, Hymenoptera, Formicidae. The coding region runs from base 785 to 4120 and encodes 1111 amino acids. Gene Ontology annotation, biological process: actin cytoskeleton organization; protein phosphorylation. The record is from RefSeq and is a predicted model, not a curated record. Gene Ontology annotation, molecular function: protein binding; ATP binding; protein serine/threonine kinase activity. The transcript is spliced from 8 exons. Gene Ontology annotation, cellular component: nucleus; cytoplasm.
GCGAACAAAUUACGCGAGGAUCAAGCUGUUGAGAGAGACGUCACGACGGCGAUUCGCCGUUCGAGCGACGCGAUGUCGACGAAACGUCGACUCCGAAUGUGUCGCGCAUCGCGUGGGCGUCCUGCCUUCCGUGUCUCUCCGUUUGCCCACGCUUCCGUAUUAAUAGUUUAUUUAUGCGUUCCGUCGCGGUUGUCUCCUGGCGACCCGCAAAAAAAAAAAAAACGCAAUCUUCGCGAGAGACGUUCAGUGCCACGAAACGGAGCGUGCCAUGUCGCGUCAACGACUCAGCGUCGUUGCCUAAAUCUUUGACAGUCGUUAUCAGCUGCUUGAUAACUUGCUCGAUCUUACGCCUAAUGUCAAGCGUGAUUCAUGUUUCCUUCCCGAGACAUAUCCCUCGCGCCUUUUGUUCAGAAUUAUCUGUACAUGUGUAUACGUUGCAUAAUGUAAUUGCAAAGGACAAAUUUUGGAGCGUGAGAAUUUAAAUGAGAUUUUAUAUGUCUGGUGAGAUUGCGAAAUUAAUAAACGUCAAUAUGUCGAUCCAGGAGGUGGCGAAAGUGGAGGAACAUUGAUAUGCGCUGGUUGUCUUAAUGCUAUCGAUGAAGAUGAAUUUAUACAGGCGUUGAAUCAAGAAUGGCAUAUCGAUUGUUUUCGGUGUUCUGCAUGUGACAUUGGCCUAUCCUCCUGGUAUUUCGAGAAAGAUGGUUUGUUAUUUUGUAAAGACGACUAUUGGGCUGCUUACGGUGAAGCAUGUCAAGGUUGCGGCCAGAUUAUCACUGGUCCUGUCAUGCUGGCAGGAGAUCACAAAUUUCACCCAGAAUGUUUUGCUUGUACUUCUUGCGGUGCUUUUAUCGGAGAUGGCGAAAGUUACGCGCUGGUCGAACGCUCCAAAUUGUAUUGCGGAGUUUGCUAUAAACGACAAAUGCAACCGCUCAACAGGACAGCAAACUAUCCAUUCGCCAGGAAGCCACACAGUAUCAGGCUAGUCGAGAUACCUCCUAGCACCACGGAUCCGGAUAAACAGAGAGGAAUCAAACUCACGUUAGACACAGCUCCCAGUCCUCGUAGCUGCGGCGCUUUGUUGCGUAUCUCAGAGUUAAUGAGAAAUGUUCGUGGAAAGAUCAGUAAGCUGCUGGCCUCUGUGAUGGAGGUUCUAUUUAGGCUAUGCUGCCACUUCUCUAAUCAUAGAUUAAACAUGUCCAGUGAUCUUAUAUCGUUACAUAUUGGCGACCGGAUUUUGGAGGUGAACGGCACUCCUGUUAAAGAUCAGCCGGUGGAGAGUAUCGAAAAUCUUAUACAGUACUCGGAUACAGUCCUACAGCUGACUAUCGAACACGACCCAGAUGCUGUGUCACGAAGGCCUACGUUCUCCUCACCGUCCUCGGCGAUGUUAACAUGCGUCGGCAGUCCCAGAACGAGUCCCGAAGGCAAAGAACGACUUUUUAAACGCCGCGACGAAGGCUACAUCAGCGGUGCGCGAAGCCGGCAAUUGCGAAGAACGAGAGACCCGAUGCACAAGGAACGCAGCAGUUCUAUGUCGCGAUUGCUCGACGGAUCUUCUCCGAUGAAUCCGACUUGUGAUUUGAGCCGUACUAGAUCUUUCCGCGUAGAGCCAAAGAAUCAGAGAAUAUUUCGUGCUAGCGAUCUAGUGAAGGGCGAGCUUCUGGGCAAAGGAUUUUUCGGACAAGUAUUCAAAGUCACGCAUCGCGACACGGACGAAGUGAUGGUUCUCAAAGAAUUGUACAGAGUAGACGAGGAUGCACAGAAGAAUUUUUUGAAGGAGGUUGCGGUACUGCGCUCGUUGCACCAUAACAACGUCCUUCGCUUUAUCGGUGUUCUUUACAAAGACAAGAAACUACAUUUGGUUACCGAAUACAUAGCAGGUGGCACGUUAAGAGCCCUGCUGCACGAUACGAACGAACCGCUGCCGUGGGAACAGCGUACGUCUUUCGCGAAAGACAUUGCUGCCGGCAUGGCUUACUUGCAUUCUAUGAAUAUCAUUCAUCGCGACCUGAAUUCACACAAUUGUCUGGUUCGCGAGGAUAAGACUGUGGUGGUGGCCGAUUUCGGCCUGGCGAGGAUCAUUCAGAACGGCAGUUCGCCGGACAGUCGCAAGUACAAUCGACAUUCCGACGGGGAGGUGAAGACUACGAAGAAGGAGCGGAAGAAGCGAUACACGGUCGUUGGGAAUCCCUACUGGAUGGCGCCUGAGAUGAUGAAGGGCAACAAGUACGACGAGAAGGUGGACAUAUUCAGUUUCGGCAUUGUCGUCUGCGAGAUCAUAGGCCGGGUUCAGGCGGAUCCCGAUUAUCUACCUAGAUCGUCGGAUUUCGGCUUGAAUCAAAAUGUCUUCAAAGAGAAAUUCUGUUCGAAUUGCCCGGAAACUUUCUACAUGAUUGCGUUUCUUUGCUGCGAUUUGAAUCCCGACAAGAGGCCACCCUUCGAAGUUAUGGAAGUCUGGCUAGAAGGAUUGGCCAUGCACUUGUCGGUAGGCGCUGAAUUGCCGGCGGAUCUGGAUUAUGACAUCAGAAAUUAUAAGGGACCGAGUCCGAGCAGCAGUGAGUCCACGACUCCGGAAACUCUCGCGCCGCAAUUGAGGCCUAUCAAAGAGGGUCAAGUCCAUCAGGAGAAGAAACGAUCCAGCGGCUGCGACGAUAGCACGCUGGAACGUGAGGUGGAGUCGGUGCCGGGCAACGUACAACGUGCGCCCGAUGUUGUGAGUCCGCGCAGCAGGUACGCGAGACAAAACAGCAAGACCAGCGACAAUUCCGGCAAUGUAGGCCGUUACUCGAGACAAAAUUCCAAGUCGAAGGAUCUCGCGGCCGACAAGGAGAAGCCCGACAUCGUGAUUUCGCCCGAUUCCAGCGGCCGAUAUUUACGGAGCAACAUCAAGCUGAAGGACGCGUCUCCCGACAUCCCAAACACCUACGCUUAUUCGAAGCAGCAAGCAUACCCGAGGCAGAUCGACUCGAGCGAGCGCAACCUGACUCGAAUACCCACGAUAGAAAAAAUCAAGUACGUGGGAUGCGCGAGCCCGUCCAGCAUUUCCGACGUUCCGGAGUAUAUAAUCGAUAGCAAAGGCUCAUAUAAGAUCAACAAUAGCCUAAAGCAAAAGCCGACGGACAAAUUGAAUGAUACGAGCGCUCACAAGACCAAAUCAGAGAGCAAAUUCAAAAUACCGGACGCUGCGAGUUCCGUUGGCUCGUAUCUGAGGCAAAUUGGGAAAUCUAUCGGCGCUGUGGAGAAGGAAAAUAAGGCGAUCAAUAACCGAAACGGUGGUAUCAAUUGCAGCGACACCGACUCAAAGAAAGCGGCUGGAGAAGGUGUGACAAAGUCAUCCACGGGGUAUCUGCGAAGAACGAAAAUAUCACCGACCAAGGAGACGUCGAAGAACAACGCCUUUUCUACCAAAGAGACCGUCAAAGACAAGAUCGACGCAGUUUCGCCGUUGCUGAAAGCCGCGAAGUCGAAGGUUCCACCGAACUGCCAAGAGGCAGUCGCGAGGAACGAAGAUAUCAAAGGUAGACUAUCUAGACAGGAGAGCAAUGUGUCCGACGUCGGUAGCAUUCUGUCCAGGCAAGGUAGCCUCACGGUGUUAGAAAGCUCUUCGAAGUCUAAAGGCACGGCCUACGAGGAUUACUCGCCAUUCAACAUCUUUGCGAAGGAUGACUUCCGCAAGGAGAACAGCUUCAGGAAACAAGGCCUCUACCAUACGGACAGCCUUUAUUCCAACUCCAGCGUCUCAAAGCAGGAUGAUUUCAUUAUACCUAACAAACGAAACGCGAGUAACGAUGGCGACUGCAGCAUCGUGGGAACCAAAGCGACGAGCGAUGCUUCCAAGAACCCGAUGGUGAUCUCAAAGUCCGUUUACGGCGGCGACUUGAAAGCGAUGCCGGACUGUCUGGCCGACUAUACUGACGGCUGUUACAAGGGUGUCGACAUAUGCCGUCAGGAUAGCUUCGGUUCCGACAGCGCCGUCGGCACCAUGAAGAGUGACUUCUUUACGGACGUCGAUUUCGCGCAGAUGAGAGACGGCCGGCACACACCGAAUCUGUGCCAUACCCCUGAUAGGUGCUGCACACCCAAUCGCCGGACCUCGCCGAUCGAGAGUACCGCUUUGUAGACGAGAGAAACGCCUCUGUGUCCGCGGCAUGCGGAAUUUUACGGAACAUCGAGAUAACGUGCGUAAUCCCCGACGAGAUGAAUCUCACUCUACUAAUAUGAUCUCUAUUCAUAAUGUUAAGAUCAUGAACAUGUAACGUGCUUAGUUUGCAGUAUUAACUUUUUUGUAGAAUUUACCAUUGUCAUUUUACCAUUAUCUUAAGUGCGUUCAGCGAGAAACUAUUGAACUCGUAUGUUGACUUUUAUCAUGAUCGCGAUGCGAAAUUUAGAACGAAAGUAUCCUUUCUCAAUGACAUCCCGAAUGGGAAGUUUUCGACAAUAUAUCUGUAUUUUUCUCGUUCCUCGUUGAUGAAACCGCGCAUUCGAAGUUGACGAAAUGUAUGAUGAGCGGAAAUUCAGACUUCAGAGUAUUCCCGUUUGAUAUUGAAAUUGAAAAGUUGUCCCACGUUAAAGUAAGUUACGAUAACGCCAUAAUCAGUAUUAAUGAAUUUCGUUUGUUAUCAGUUUACACGAAUUUAGGCCGCAAUGACGCAUCGAUCUUAGCUAGCCGUAAGCAUUUUUACCACAUUCCUGCGAGGUCUUGCCACGUGGUUUUUCAAAGUGGGGUUUGCGCGAUAAAACGCGAGUCCGACACACACAAGAGCAUUCCAUCCAAAAUACUAACGCCGAGAUUUUAUAUACAUAUAUACACACAUACGGUACUAUAUGUUAGAGCGGCACCGUGAAUACGACAAAUUGUGCGACCUGUGAAUCCUCACGACGACGUAGAAUCAAAAGAAACUGUCAAAAACCGAAGCACAUGGUGCAAACAUAUUAGCCCCGGAAGCGUACGUGGUCACGAAUGUUUCUUUUAAACAACUGUAAACACGUCACACACACACACAGCUUCAGUUUCUUGUAGAAUAGAAUGUAAAGAUAGAAUAUUAUAUCUGUUUUCGGAUAUACAUAUAUAUAUAUACAUAUACAUAUAGAUGUACAUCACAGUGUAAAAUAUUGUAUACGUUUGUACUACUGAUGUACAUAUACGGAUAAUCGCUAUAUAUAUAUAUAUGUAUGUAUAAAUACGUGCAUAUAGAUAUAUACAUAUACAU